UGGCCGAGGCGGCCGCAGCGGCGUUGGCUGGGAUUGGACGGCGUUGGCGCGAACCCCUCGUCGCAGAGCGCGGCGCUCCUGAGGCGAAUUGUGAAAGGGGGAGGAGGAAGAGGCGCGCUCGGGAAACAAUAGGCGGAGGAGGCCGAGCGCGGGCGGUGCGAGGGAGAGGGGGAGCCGGCGGCCGAGGCCUGAGGUGGAUUCGGAAGCCGCGACGUCGCCCGCGCUCCUGAAGAGAUUCGGCAACAUGGCGGAUAAAGAAGCUGCUUUUGAUGAUGCAGUGGAGGAGCGAGUGAUCAAUGAAGAAUAUAAAAUAUGGAAAAAGAAUACUCCGUUCCUAUAUGAUCUUGUAAUGACACAUGCUUUGGAGUGGCCUAGUUUGACUGCUCAGUGGCUUCCUGAUGUAACCAGACCUGAGGGCAAAGACUUCAGUAUUCAUCGGCUAGUCCUUGGGACUCACACCUCUGAUGAACAAAACCACCUCGUGAUAGCCAGUGUCCAGUUGCCUAAUGACGAUGCACAGUUUGAUGCUUCACAUUAUGAUAGCGAGAAAGGCGAAUUUGGAGGCUUUGGGUCCGUUAGUGGGAAAAUUGAAAUUGAAAUAAAGAUUAAUCAUGAGGGAGAAGUGAACAGAGCACGCUACAUGCCCCAGAAUCCUUGCAUAAUUGCCACAAAGACUCCCUCCAGUGACGUCCUUGUGUUUGAUUACACCAAGCAUCCAUCUAAACCAGACCCUUCUGGUGAAUGUAAUCCAGACCUUCGUUUACGUGGGCAUCAAAAAGAAGGUUACGGUCUGUCUUGGAACCCAAACCUUAGUGGACAUUUGCUUAGUGCUUCUGAUGACCAUACCAUUUGUUUGUGGGAUAUAAGUGCCGUCCCAAAGGAAGGGAAAGUGGUUGAUGCCAAAACAAUCUUCACAGGCCACACAGCCGUGGUAGAAGAUGUUUCCUGGCAUUUGCUCCAUGAAUCUCUUUUUGGAUCUGUUGCGGACGAUCAGAAACUCAUGAUUUGGGAUACACGGUCAAACAAUACUUCCAAGCCAAGCCAUUCUGUAGAUGCUCACACGGCCGAAGUAAAUUGUCUGUCUUUCAAUCCUUAUAGCGAGUUCAUCCUCGCAACAGGAUCAGCUGAUAAGACUGUUGCUUUGUGGGAUCUCAGAAAUCUGAAGCUUAAACUGCACUCCUUUGAGUCGCACAAAGAUGAAAUAUUUCAGGUUCAGUGGUCACCACAUAAUGAAACUAUUCUGGCUUCCAGUGGCACUGAUCGCAGACUGAAUGUCUGGGAUUUGAGCAAAAUUGGAGAGGAGCAGUCUCCUGAAGAUGCAGAAGAUGGACCACCUGAGCUGUUGUUUAUUCACGGUGGUCACACUGCCAAGAUCUCUGACUUCUCCUGGAAUCCCAAUGAGCCCUGGGUGAUUUGUUCUGUAUCAGAAGACAAUAUAAUGCAAGUCUGGCAAAUGGCAGAGAACAUAUACAAUGAUGAAGAUCCUGAAGGAAAUGUGGAUCCUGAAGGUCAGGGGUCAUAGAAACCUGGCCCUGUUCUUUUCUUGGUUCUCCCUCCCCCCCAGUCCUUCUGUCCUCUCCCUGUCUUGCUCUCCCAACUUUCCUAAGAUUAUCAACUCGCAGCAAUUUUGGUGCAACAGAUACACAUGCCAUGCAUUCAAGAGUCCCCCUGUAGAUACCAUCAUUCACCCUUCCUGCUUCUUACAGAGAAAGUGAACUAUUGCUGUUGAACAUUGAGGGCACAGUCUGACAUAAACCACCAUCCAUUCUCACAGAGUAGCUUGCUUCCUGACUGACAGUUUUCCUUUUAGACUAUUGGUUGGUUGAGUUGGUGUAUGACACAAUUUGUUCCCUCUGCUACAAAAUUAGUAUUCUGCUUUUUACAUUUUUAAUACAACUUACACCUGAACUCUUGCAGUACAAACCUUUAUAAGACCUCAAUGUUAGAGGUGGAAUUCAAGAGCACAGAGUGUUCCUUUUUAUUUUGUUAAUAUUAUUAAUAUUUUUGGUCACUCUGAUUAAAAGAGUGAGCAGGGCUUUACCUCUUUGGUCUUGCAGUUCCACAUGCAGAAAAAUCCAGUGCGAGGUCAUCAUCUGCUAUUUUCACCCCUUUCCAGCUGCUGUCAAUGGUUAGAGUGAUUCUGUCUGUCCUGAUAAUUCUUGCAUUUAUUCUGCAACAAUGAAUCUUCCAUCCUUUUCCAAAGGGGCAGCUCAGGAUGUGGAUAGAAGUCUGGUGAGAGCCUAUACUUGCACAUCACUUAGUUCUUGUGUGUUUCUUGAACUGUGUUAUCCUAUUUUUUAUUUCUGUGAGUUGUGUUUUGUGUUUUAACUUGGGGGACCACCAAGUUGUAAAGAUUAUUUGUUUCAGUUGAAUGAUAGACCACAGAUGACAUGUCCGGUAACCUGGAAUCAUACUGGCAGUUGUUAAUACAUAAGGAGUAAUAUGUGUGGAAGACAGACUUUUUUCUCUUUAUCAAUACAUUUCCUGUGCGGGUGAACUGUUCCACCAGCAGCCCAUUUAUCUUUUCAUGGAGCUGUGCAAGUACUUUGGGUAAAAUAAAUCUGGUUUUCUAUGUAUGA
Molecule: messenger RNA, 2579 nt
Organism: Pogona vitticeps (central bearded dragon)
Lineage: Eukaryota; Metazoa; Chordata; Lepidosauria; Squamata; Agamidae
Gene: RBBP4
Product: RB binding protein 4, chromatin remodeling factor
Molecular function (GO): protein binding
Source: RefSeq, a predicted model, not a curated record